Naegleria lovaniensis is the source of this 414-nucleotide messenger RNA. RefSeq lists its product as uncharacterized. The record is from RefSeq and is a predicted model, not a curated record. The transcript has 2 exons. Lineage: Eukaryota; Heterolobosea; Eutetramitea; Acrasida; Naegleriidae. The coding region runs from base 1 to 414 and encodes 137 amino acids. Gene Ontology annotation, biological process: cellular response to nitrogen starvation.
AUGAGUCAAGAGUCCCUUGUGCCAUCGAACCGACCCAAGUCUACAAGUCAACCAAAGGCAUUCAAAGAACAGAAAUCACUCACAGAAAGAAUUGAAGAAUCACGAAAAGUGAGAGAGAAAUAUCCAGAUCGUGUGCCCGUGAUUUGCGAGAAAUCAGCCGUUGAGAAGGAUUUACCCUCCAUUGAUAAGAACAAGUAUCUAGUUCCGGCCGACUUAAACGUUUCACAAUUUGUCAUGGUUGUACGAGGAAGACUCUCAGUUGAUGAAACUACCUCGCUAUUCUUCUUUGUCGGAAAGGAUGUGCUCCUCAUGCAAACGGAUCUCAUGGGAUCUAUUUAUGAAAAGUACAAGGAUGAAGAUGGCUUUUUAUACAUCUCCUAUUCGGGACAAAACACUUUGGGAGCUUUGGAAUAA